UAAAUUUAAUAACUAAUUUUGAUUACUUAAUAAGAACAAUCAUAUCGUACAUAAAAUAGGAUUGGUUCCAAUUUAUUUUUCAAGUCUAAGAAAUUUAACAAAUAAACGGAUAAAAAAGCCGGACAAUUCCAUGGAACUUCCCAGUCAAACGUAACUUUGGAGAAUGCGUAGUUAGAGGGUAUCUUACCGGGUUUAUCAAUAAUUCAUUCACGCUUCGGCUUCACAAAUCAUUUAUCAAUAUAUCGCUUUCAUUGAUUGCUAUUGCGCCUAAAGUACUACAUAACAGAGAUUUUGAGGUGUUCACAGAGAGCAUUGUGCUGCUUCAGUCACUACAGCAACGUCUAGCGGAAAGGUAUUCUCUCGUGCCAAUCAAGAAAUGACUUCCCCAAACAAGAAUAUUCUGUACGGAGGACCAGAUCCUGACAUCACGGAAGGAGAGGAGUCCUUGGGAGAAUUGGUCCUUAAACGCUGCACUCACUACAGCGAACAAAUCGUCUUGAUUGAUGGAGUGACGUCAGAGGAGCUAAAGUAUCGCGAACUGAAAGAACGUAGCAUAAGGUAUGCUGAAAUAAUGCACGCAGAGGGACUCAGAGAGGGCGAUGUCAUUGGACUCUGCAGCGAAAAUCGCUUGGACUUUCCCUGUGUUCUCUUUGGGGCAUUCUACCUGGGAGUCACCGUUGCCCCCCUCAAUUUGACUUAUUCAGACAAUGAACUCAACCAUGCUCUCAAUCUGUCCAAACCUAAAUUCAUUUUUGCAUCGCCCUAUGUUAUCGAAAAAGUUGCUCAGGUCUCAAAGAAGAACUCAUUUAUAAGGAAAGUAGUAGUUUUCGGUGAGGAUAAUUUCUCCUUGAAAGGAGUUCAGUGUAGUAAGGAUUUUUUGGCAAACAAACGAAUCCCUAAAUCUGCGAACUUCAGAGCAAAACCUGUGAAUAUGAAGGACAAUGUAGCUCUGAUACUAUGCUCAAGUGGAACCACGGGAUUGCCCAAAGGAGUCCAGUUAACUCAGUACAACAUCCUGGUGGCAGUAGCACAUAUUGGUUUGGGAGUCUUUACAAUCGACAUGCCCAGAAAAGACAUGGUUAUCCUUGGAAUAAUUCCCUGGUUCCAUGCAUUCGGUUGCCUGACCCUCUGCGGAAUGUCCUUAUCGGGUAUCAGAACGGUACUAUUGCCAAAAUUCGAGGAAUUCCUCUUCCUGAGCUGCAUUGAAAACUACAAAAUCACCCAAAUGUUCCUUGUCCCUCCCCUGAUGGUAUUCCUGGCCAAGCAUCCCUUGGUGGAUAACUACGAUAUGUCUACCGUUCAGGAAAUAAUCUGUGGAGCUGCCCCACUUAGCAAGGAAAUCGAGGAGGCUGUCUCAAAUAGGAUUGGAGUUGUCGUGAGGCAGGGCUACGGAAUGAGCGAGAUGACUUUGAGUACGUUGCUGCAGACCAACAUUAAGAAACCUGGGAGCGUAGGGGAUCUGAGGCCAGGAAUGUGGGGCAAAGUAAUUGAUCCGGACAGUGGCAGACUCCUAGGACCCAAUCAACCUGGAGAACUAUGCUUCAAGGGAUCGCAGAAUAUGAAGGGAUACAUUGGAAAUGACAAAGCCACUAGAGACACUAUUGAUACUGAAGGAUGGCUCCAUACAGGAGACAUUGGCUACUUUGACGAAGAGGGACAAUUCUUCAUUGUGGAUCGCCUGAAAGAACUCAUCAAGUACAAAGGAUAUCAAGUACCUCCGGCUGAAAUUGAGGCUCUACUCCUAACCCAUCCAAAGAUCCGGGAUGCUGCUGUUGUAGGCGUUCCAGAUGAAGCUGCUGGAGAGCUUCCAUUUGCAUUUGUGGUGAAACAACCAGAAAUUCAGCUCACAGAGAAGGAAGUCAUUGAAUUUGUGGCCAAAAAGGCAUCUCCGGCCAAGAGGCUCCAUGGCGGAGUGAAAUUCGUCGAAGAAAUCCCCAAGAAUCCCAGCGGAAAAAUACUCAGGAGAGAAUUGCGAAGCAAACUCAAUCAAAUGCUUAAAUCCAAAUUGUAAAUGAAAAGCAUCAAGUAACUCUUUUUUUUUUGUUAAAUUCUAAGUUUUUGUUAACAAAUUGAUAUUGAUGUGAAUGUGAGUUCAGAUUAAUUAAUUACAUAAGAAAGCUCAAACAUUUAGUACAAGCAAAUGAAGCCAAUAUGUAAGAAAUUCUCAUUCCCUAUCACACAAAUACCACUACGCACUCCGGCAGCUGGAAAUCUGUGUUUGUUCUCCGUAAGAAUUAACUUCCACUUUUAUUUUCAGAUGAAACUUAACAAAAACUAAUAAAAAAAUAUCUGUGUUUAAUAAAA
Phlebotomus papatasi is the source of this 2304-nucleotide messenger RNA. RefSeq lists its product as uncharacterized. Gene Ontology annotation, biological process: fatty-acyl-CoA biosynthetic process; long-chain fatty acid metabolic process. The record is from RefSeq and is a predicted model, not a curated record. The coding region runs from base 377 to 2011 and encodes 544 amino acids. The transcript is spliced from 5 exons. Gene Ontology annotation, molecular function: long-chain fatty acid-CoA ligase activity. NCBI's taxonomy places the organism in Eukaryota, Metazoa, Arthropoda, Insecta, Diptera, Psychodidae.